AUGGCCCUCCAAGGAAAGCUCUCCCACCCAAACCGCUUCAUCACCACGCACAACGCGGAAGGCAAAGCGGUCAUCGACGAGUCCAUCCCCGCCCCAGCCCCAUUCUACUCGCUCGGCGAAGGCGACGCCUCCUUUGCCCAAUGCUACGUGACGUCCUCCUUCCCCGUCGACAUCGCCAACGACACCGACACGACGGCCUACCGGGCCUUCCUGGCCGACCCGCCCGGCCUAACCGUCAAGAACGGCACGGUGCUACGGUACGUCGACAUGCCGCCCGGCGCCACGUCGCCCAUGCACCGCACCGUCAGCCUGGACUACGGCGUGGUGCUAGAGGGCGAGGUCGAGCUGGUGCUGGACUCGGGCGAGACGCGCGUCAUGAAGCGCGGCGAUGUCUCCGUGCAGCGGGCGACGAUGCAUGCGUGGCGGAACUGCAGCAAAACGGAGUGGGUGCGCAUGUUGUAUAUUUUGCAACCGGUGCAGCCGCUGGAGGUUGCGGGGGAGCCGUUGAAGGAGGAUUACGGGGGCAUGAAGGGCGUUAAGAGGUCUGAGUAA
Molecule: messenger RNA, 552 nt
Organism: Chaetomium globosum CBS 148.51
Lineage: Eukaryota; Fungi; Ascomycota; Sordariomycetes; Sordariales; Chaetomiaceae
Exons: 1
Coding region: 1-552 (183 amino acids)
Source: RefSeq, a predicted model, not a curated record